AUGUCUUCCCCGGUAUCCAAGGUGCUCGUGUCCAAGGCCAAGCCGAAGCUGCGCGUCAAAUUGACAGUAUCCCCCAAGUACAAGAGAUCGACCAAGACCGUGGCCGUCACGCCCAAGAACAAGGGCAAGGGCAAGGAGUUGGAGGUGCCCGAGGGGACUUUCACGGAGUUCACGGUGUUCCUGAACUUGCCUCCCGAGCUGCAACUUGAAAUCUGGAAGCUGGUCAUCGGUGACGUGCAGGGUCGGAUUGUGACGCUGAAGGAUUCGCCCGUACCAGCUUUCUUGCAUGUUUGCUCAACCUCCCGAAAGCAGGCUCUCAAGUCUGGGUAUGAUAUCAACGUCCGAAACAUGCAGCAAGGCCGUAUGUAUAACCCUGUCCCCAUAAAUCUCGAUCUGGUAUCAAGAAGUGCUGACGAGCUCGCAGUGUUCAUCAACCCUAACACGGACAUCUUUUUCCUCGGGCGUACCGGCUUCCCCUCGCAAAUCGAAUACCACAUCAACGCUUUCCACACCCUCCUCUGUCUCAAGGUCGAGAAGUCCAUGCUGCAGCCCGUCCAACGCCUCGCGCUCACCAUCUCCGAGGUCUUGCAGAUCUGGCACACUCUGUGCUUCCACUGCUUCCUGCUCCAAAACUUUGAAGGUCUCUUCCCUAAUCUCAAUGAGCUCAUCAUCAUUAUCCGUCCUGGCACCCUCGGAUCCGGCUUCGACGAUCUCUACGAGGUGGAAACGAGCGACUUGGAGUUGGUGAACAACGUCAUGACUGAUAUCCGGAACACGUUCAAGUGUGCCAAGGAGGAGGGACAUGUCAAGGGGGUUAAGCUGACGUUUAUGCGCAUGGAGACAUUCGUCAGAUAG
Messenger RNA from Drepanopeziza brunnea f. sp. 'multigermtubi' MB_m1, 855 nucleotides. RefSeq lists its product as uncharacterized. The record is from RefSeq and is a predicted model, not a curated record. Lineage: Eukaryota; Fungi; Ascomycota; Leotiomycetes; Helotiales; Drepanopezizaceae.